This is a messenger RNA of Anneissia japonica, 1164 nucleotides long. Its product is annotated as very low-density lipoprotein receptor-like. The transcript has 3 exons. The annotation marks the transcript as partial. NCBI's taxonomy places the organism in Eukaryota, Metazoa, Echinodermata, Crinoidea, Comatulida, Comatulidae. The record is from RefSeq and is a predicted model, not a curated record.
AUUCUGAUGUUUGUAAACAGACAAGUCCGAAAUUGUGCAGCCAGGGAUGCAUUAGCCAUCAUGACGGUGGCUAUGAUUGCUAUUGUCAGGAAGGCUACACUCUUAUAAACCACACAUACUGCCGAGCUAUUGGACCAGACCCACUAAUCAUUUUUGCAGACCGUUUCACUGUCCGAGGGUAUGACCCACUUAAGAAUGAAUAUCGAACGAUCGCAUAUGGUCAGACAAACGCCGUAGCCGUAGACUACGACUUCAAGGAAAUGCAGGUCUACUGGUCAGACGUUGUUCUAGAGGAGAUUUACCGCACUAAUAUAAAUGGCACUAGUUCGCCAGAAGUCGUCAUAACUGGGGCUAACAUACCAGAUGGGCUAUGCAUUGACUGGGUCUACCGCAACAUGUACUGGACUGAUACAGGAACCAACCGAAUUGAAGUUGCAAGUCUUGAGGAUCCAAGCAAACGUACUAUUCUCAUUUCUGAUAAUUUAGAGGAGCCAAGAGCUAUUACUAUUGACCCAAGAAUUGGGUACAUGUUCUGGUCUGAUUGGGGUCGAGCUGCCAAGAUUGAACGCGCAGGAAUGAACGGAAUGCAAAGACUGACCCUCGUGGACACUGAUAUAUAUUGGCCAAAUGGUCUGACCACUGAUCUGAUUAGUGAUCUCCUUUUUUGGGUUGAUGGUCGUACUCAACACAGCCUAAGUAGCAUCGACUACAACGGCCAGGGUAGACGAACCAUCCUCCAAUCAAAUUCAAUAUUGCCUCAUCCGUUCGGCAUCACUGUUUUCGAAGAUUAUGUCUACAUCACAGAUUGGCAGAUAAGGAGUAUCAUUAAAGCUAACAAAUUCAAUGGAAACCAUACCAUUUUAGUUGAUAACCUUUCUCGACCUACAGGCAUCCAAAUAUAUCAUCCUCAAAAACAAAUUAACGGAAUUAUUAACCAUUGUGAAGAUCAUAACGGUGGAUGCUCUGAUCUGUGUGUAGCUGCCCCUGAUGUGAGCGAUAAUUCGGCUAAAUAUUCCUGUCUCUGUCCCACAAACUCUUUCCUAAUGCAAGAUGGGCGUACAUGUGACGGUUCUACAAUAAAUCCACUGACACCACCUUCUGUUCAAACCAUUGGUCCACCAGAAGACAGGCUGACCACACAAACGGGGACCGAGAUUACUAUUG